Labeo rohita (rohu) is the source of this 3646-nucleotide messenger RNA. It is a transcript of the gene b4galt1l, whose product is annotated as DP-Gal:betaGlcNAc beta 1,4- galactosyltransferase, polypeptide 1, like. Bases 720 to 1775 code for a protein of 351 amino acids. NCBI's taxonomy places the organism in Eukaryota, Metazoa, Chordata, Actinopteri, Cypriniformes, Cyprinidae. The record is from RefSeq and is a predicted model, not a curated record. The transcript has 6 exons. Gene Ontology annotation, biological process: protein N-linked glycosylation; carbohydrate metabolic process. Gene Ontology annotation, molecular function: cytoskeletal protein binding; beta-N-acetylglucosaminylglycopeptide beta-1,4-galactosyltransferase activity.
GGGACUUUCACAAGCUAAGCCCAACGCUUCCUCUCACAUAUGAACCGAUCUGAAAGCAGUACGCGUUACCGUAAAGAUUGGUGUCAGUCCGGAAACUUAUCGCCAUCUCCCUUUCCGAUAUUAAUAUCGCGGAUCGUUGCGGCUUGGAGAUUUAACAUAUUAUACAUAUGGGAUUUUGAGAUGUGGCGGAUUUUUUAAGAAGAUUUUUUCGGUUUAACUUCAUCUGGAUCCGAAAGAGUUUUACGUCUGUCUUCGUGCCGUUAAGUUAACAUACUUCUACAAACAAACUUUUUUACGGACUUUUUACGUGUUCACACACGUUUAAACUUCAACUAUGAUCGGGAUUGAAACUCAAACCUCGGUUUUUCGAUAGUGUUACUUGUAAUAACGUUGUAGUUUUUAUUCAAGGAAAUAAGCCAAAUGUAGUGAUCGCGUGUUAUUAGCUGAGAACUGAGCUAAGCCGUUAAAUUAUUUAAGAUUUAGUGGAAUCGGAUGAGACGUUUACAUAAGACAUAUACAUUUAUAUAAAAUUGUGUAUAUUAUUAUAAUUAAAACAGUAUUUGGCAGGGCUUUUAACCUGUAAAUUAGUAUAUAUAUAUAUAUGUUAGAUGUUACCCGAAAGCCCAGGAAGUAGAAAGUACAUAGAAAGUGAUUAAUUGCGUUGGACUGUAAAUCUAUAUAUAUAUUUUUUAAGAGUAUAUAUAGCCAGGAUAUCUACAAUGCGGGAAGCGCCUGUGAAUUUCAGUCUUCUACACAAGACUUGUUCUCUAGUGGUGCUGCUAUGUUUUCUACACAUCUCUGUCACUAUCAUAUAUUAUAUGAGAAAUUCAGAUUCAAGACAAGCCUUCAUACAAAAUCAGCAAAACCCUCAGUUUCACAGGAAACUGGCCGAACAGACAGUAACUACAGAGGAGAGCAGUCUGCCAUCUGUGUCUAAUGUCACAGAGACUGUGAAAAAGCUGGAAACGUGUCCUGACAAUCCACCUCGAUUGGUGGGUCCGCUCCGGGUUGAGUUUUCCGACCCGGUCACCCUAGACCUGGUGAGGUCAGAGAACCCAGGGUUGCAGCCCGGUGGACGCUUUAAACCUGCAGACUGCAUCGCCCAGCAGAAGGUGGCAAUCAUCAUCCCCUUCAGGAACCGCGAUGAACACCUAAAGUACUGGCUGUAUUAUCUCCACCCUAUCCUACAACGCCAGCAACUGGACUAUGGUGUCUAUGUCAUCAACCAGGGCGGCGAGGAGACGUUCAACCGCGCCAAACUCCUCAACGUUGGUUACGCUGAGGCUCUGAAGGAAUAUGACUACAAUUGUUUUGUCUUCAGCGACGUAGACCUCAUUCCAAUGGAUGACCGCAACAUCUACAAGUGCUAUAAUCAGCCCAGGCAUCUGUCUGUGUCUAUGGACAAGUUUGGAUUCAGGUUACCAUACGUACAGUACUUUGGUGGCGUGUCAUCCCUGAGCAAAGAACAGUAUCUGAAGAUCAACGGCUUCCCAAACAACUACUGGGGUUGGGGAGGAGAAGAUGAUGACAUAUUUAACAGGGUUUCCUCCAAAGGGAUGUCUAUAUCAAGGCCUGACGGGAUGAUUGGAAGAUGUAGAAUGAUCCGCCACGAGCGAGACAAACAAAACGACCCCAAUCCACAAAGGUUUGACCGAAUAGCUCACACAAGGGAAACGAUGGCAACCGACGGGAUCAAUUCAUUAUCAUAUAAGGUUGUUAAAACUGAGAAAGACCAGCUAUUCACCAAAAUCACAGUGGAUGUGGGAAAACCAUGAUUCCUGCAUAGAGACCAACCUAAAACUGAGUGAAACCGCAGCGUUUGCUGUUCAGAACCAAAUGUGCCUUGAUAUAUCAAGUCAAAUGGAUAAUUGUCAAAGCGGAUUCUAUAUUUUUAAGAAGACAUGUAAGUACUUAAAAAUGUUUUGCCAUCUUUGCACAUGUGAUGGUGAACACAGGGGUCUGGACUCCUUUUGCCCAGUGUAUCAGAUCUGUUCGGCUGCUAAAGGAGGCACACAAGGGUUUCAGGUUGUCCUCAAGGGCCGGCCUUGUUCUGUCUCAGACACUUCUGCUGAGGAAAAAGACUAUAUUUGAGCCAUUCGAUAAAAGCAGCAUAUUAAAAGUGAUCUGAAUUGCUGAUUUAAAAAAAUGUCUGUUUGGUGGGACAAAGUAUGUGAGUUGCUGUGUAUGGGAUUAUUUAGUUUGUGUGUUUGAAAGCGAAUAUUUAAAGGAUCGAUUUUUGUUAAUCAGCAACCUAAACAAUGCAAAAAAAAUUUGAGGAUAUACCAAUAAAGGGCUGUGGAUACUCUAUAAUCAUAUACCAACAAACUGGCAUUUUUGGGCUGUCACAUUUUUGUUUACUUUUAUUACAAAUUACAUCUCAUUAUCUUGUUGCUGUACCAGGUUAUUUGUACUUUACAGAGCCUUUAAAUGAUAUCUCUCUUUGUUAGAGGUGAGAUGUCUGAAUGUAUUGGCCGGCAUGAUUUUUAUUCUCAAGUGCUUGAUGUGUAUUGGACCAUUAUUAUGUUUGCUGGAACACCAAAGUGGCACCCUUGCAUCUUAACACACUUCCACCCUUCCGUUUGGUGCAUUAUCUUUGCUGUAUUUGUUUUUGUUUUUUUUUUUUAUUGCAAAUCUGUUUAAUCAAAUGCAGCACUAUCAGGUUAAGCUUCUGUUCCAUUUCAUUGUUUUCACUCCUUCAUUGCAUUGUGAAUUUCUCAGAUCUAUGCUGGUUAUUAAGACCACAAGAAUAUUCAAGCUCUCUACUGUAAUGAAAACAUGAAGCCAUUGAGAACUUUGCUGAAUUGAUCUGUUGAUACUUGUUUUUUUCUUUCAUAUGUGCUGGACUGCGCUUCUUUUGAACAAAGAAAACAGUGUUUUAUUUUAAAACCUGUCAUUGUGGAAACCAAAAAUGCCUUUCAACUGUCAGGGGACGAAAUGCAGACGAAGCAAAUGAAUGUAUGUCAGCCGUUUGCUCAAGUGCUUUACAAGAUGGCGACUAACAGCCCGUACACAAUGUACAGAAUGUUUAAGUCGUGCAGCCAAAUUUUUUUUCUCCGUGCCGAGCACCCCGAAAGACCCAUAGGUUUUUCUUUCCAGCUUAAAGACUCUCCAAUGCCUUAUAAAAAGUCCUUUGCACCAGGAAAGAAAACUACCUCUCCACACGGCACAGCACUCCGCAAACAGAAGGGAUUAGCGGCUAAUGCUGUCUUUCAAACCAAAUGCUUUGGCAAAUAAUCUUCGCCUAUUUUUUCCUCUUAGGUCAGUUAAAGCGAGGUUUGAAACUGUUUAGACAAUGGUCUUUGUUUGAAAGCCAGCACAUAAUUAGUUUUGUUUUUACGUUUUCAUGUUCUUUUUUUAAUUCUUUGUUUGAUUUAAUUCUCAGUUUGUUUUGACAAAUUUUUUGUUUUCUAUUUUUGAUGUUCCUCUUACUUAAGUGUCACGCAGUGAACAAUGAACACAAUUUUGGAAUUAUAGAAAUGAAAAAAUUAAAUUGUGUUUGUAAAUUUGCUUGUGUGUUGUGAAUUAAAAACCGUAAUGAGUCCUGUUUGGCCAUAGGCAGGCAUCAUGGCCUUUUUGCACACAGUAAAUCUUGCCUAACCACCUAUGUGAUAUUAAAUCCGGAUAUUAAAUUUCUUUUGUGGAUCCA